Molecule: messenger RNA, 326 nt
Organism: Protopolystoma xenopodis
Lineage: Eukaryota; Metazoa; Platyhelminthes; Monogenea; Polystomatidea; Polystomatidae
Source: the annotation of a GenBank genome assembly
GCGAAAUAAUGCAGCUUCCCAUGGCUAAUAAUAAUGCCAGAUGUUUUCAGAUGUAUCUGAAUAAAACGUUUAGGAAAACUGCUAGUCUCGUGGCAAACAGCUGUAAAGCAAUUGCUCUUCUUGCAACACCCAAAUUGAGCAAUGGUGUGGUUGAAAUUUCUUUCGAAUUUGGAAGACAUUUAGGAAUGGCUUUCCAACUAAUCGAUGACGUUCUAAAUUUUGUGGGCAAUCACCAAGAUCUUGGUAAGCCCGCUAAGGGUUCUGACAUGGAACUGGGCAUUGCCACUGGCCCAGUACUAUUUGCUGCUCAAAGGGUAAACUACUGA